Messenger RNA from Pipistrellus kuhlii (Kuhl's pipistrelle), 1359 nucleotides. RefSeq names its product CD27 molecule (gene CD27). Gene Ontology annotation, biological process: negative regulation of apoptotic process; positive regulation of B cell differentiation; positive regulation of T cell differentiation. Gene Ontology annotation, cellular component: external side of plasma membrane. The record is from RefSeq and is a predicted model, not a curated record. NCBI's taxonomy places the organism in Eukaryota, Metazoa, Chordata, Mammalia, Chiroptera, Vespertilionidae. Gene Ontology annotation, molecular function: transmembrane signaling receptor activity; protein binding. The transcript is spliced from 6 exons. Bases 253 to 1029 code for a protein of 258 amino acids.
AGGUCUUCUGACAGAGUUUGCCCUUUAACCACUCUCCCCAGCACCCAGCACGCAGAAAGGGUGGAGGGGUAAGAGGUUGUUGCUGUAAAAACACAACAGUCACAGUAGAGCUUCAACUGCCACCAAAGGUUGGCUUGCCACCUGAAGCAGGACUACGCGGAGAUCUGCAGCUGCUGCCCAGGAGGUGCAAAGAGGAAGAAGCGGAGGCGCAGCCAGGGUAGAGGCCAGCAAUUAGCGUCCCCAGCAGGAGCCAUGGCCUGGCCACCUGCCUGCUGGCUGUGGGUUCUGGGGGCUCUGGCGGGGCUCUCGGCCACCCCAGCCCCCAAGAGCUGCCCAGAGAAGCACUACUGGGCUCAGGAGAAGCUGUGCUGCCAGAUGUGUGAGCCCGGAACGUUCCUCAAGAAGCACUGUGACGGGCAGGGAAAGGCCGCUCAGUGUGAGCCGUGUGUACCAGGGAUCUCCUUCUCCCCAGACCACAACGCCCGGCCCCACUGCGAGAAUUGCCGGCACUGCCACUCCGGUCAUCUCAUUCGAAACUGUACCCCCACCGCUAACACUAUGUGUACCUGCCCCCGGGGCUGGGAGUGCAUGGACAAGGAGUGUACCGAGUGCUAUCCUGCUAGGAACCCCACGCUGACCCCUCGUCUAUCGCCGGCCCCAGGCCCACAAUCCACCCCCUCACCUUACACCCAAAAGUUGCCGGAGGCCAGGACAGCAGCCAGGCACAUGCAGACUCUGGCUGACCUCAGGCUGCCUGCUCCAGCUCUCCCGACUCAACGGCCAGCCCAGAGGUUCCUGUGCAGCUCAGAAUGCAUCAGAAUUUUCGUGAUCCUGUCUGGAAUGUUUCUUGUUUUCACCGUGGUCGGAGCCCUGUUCCUCCAUCAACGAAGAAAAAAUGGACAAAACAAAGGAGACAGUCCCGAGGAGCCUGCUGAGCCCUAUCCCUACAGCUGUCCCAGGGAGGAGGAAGGCGAAGCCAUCCCCGUGCAGGAGGAUUACCGAAAGCCAGAGCCUGCUUCCUACCUCUGAGCCUGCACUCCCCAGCAGGGGUCAUCCCUGCAGAAGAGGCCUGGCCCCCACCCGGGCCCACUGCCCAGCCAGGGGCAAUGACACCCAGCGACCGCAAAUGAGUGCCAGGCCCUCGGCAGACCCUUUCCGCACGGCAGCCUUGAGAAAGGACCUUUGGAGACUGGCAUGACAGGGACACGUGGGAGGUGGAGGGUGGGAAGCGGGAUGUGUCCCGGCCCAUCCAGCGUCACCUCCGUGCCGGAGGCGGGCCGGGGUUCCAGCUGUCAAACACACCUGCGCCCAGGAAAGCCCCACGUGCUGUAUUUAGAAACAGCAAAAUAAAGUGAGAGA